GUCACCGCUUUCGCUUCUGCUUGAGUAGUCAAGUGAAAAAAUGAGCUUCAUCUGUGGAUUGCAGUCUGCUGCUAGAAACCAUGUUUUCUUCCGAUUUAAUUCACUGUCUAACUGGAGAAAAUGUAACACAUUAGCAUCCACCUCACGGGGCUGUCAUCAAGUACAAGUUAACCAUAUAGUAAAUAAGUAUCAGGGACUGGGAGUAAAUCAGUGUGACAGGUGGAGUUUUCUGCCUGGAAACUUUCAUUUUUAUAGUACUUUUAACAACAAAAGAACAGGAGGCCUCUCAAGUACCAAAAGUAAGGAAAUUUGGAGGAUUACCAGCAAAUGUACUGUAUGGAAUGAUGCUUUUUCAAGACAGCUGCUAAUAAAAGAAGUUACAGCAGUCCCUAGUCUGUCAGUAUUGCAUCCUCUAAGCCCUGCUUCCAUAAGAGCUAUUAGGAAUUUCCAUACUUCUCCACGGUUUCAAGCUGCUCCGGUUCCUCUCUUGUUGAUGAUUCUUAAACCAGUACAGAAGUUAUUUGCAAUCAUUGUAGGCAGGGGCAUAAGGAAAUGGUGGCAGGCACUUCCUCCUAACAAGAAGGAAGUAGUUAAAGAAAAUAUAAGGAAGAAUAAAUGGAAGCUAUUCCUUGGUUUGAGUAGUUUUGGAUUGCUCUUUGUGGUGUUUUAUUUUACUCACCUGGAAGUAAGUCCAAUCACAGGAAGGAGCAAGCUACUAUUAUUGGGGAAAGAACAGUUCAGACUUUUAUCGGAACUGGAAUAUGAAGCAUGGAUGGAAGAAUUUAAAAAUGAUAUGCUAACUGAGAAAGAUGCCCGAUACCUGGCUGUUAAAGAAGUGCUUUGUCAUCUAAUUGAAUGCAAUAAAGAUGUUCCAGGGAUCUCUCAGAUCAAUUGGGUUAUUCAUGUGGUUGAUUCCCCAAUUAUUAAUGCCUUCGUGCUUCCAAAUGGACAAAUGUUUGUUUUCACUGGAUUUUUAAAUAGUGUAACCGAUAUUCAUCAACUUUCUUUCCUUCUGGGCCAUGAAAUAGCACAUGCAGUACUUGGGCAUGCUGCAGAAAAGGCUGGCAUGGUUCAUUUGUUGGAUUUCCUAGGUAUGAUUUUCCUCACAAUGAUUUGGGCCAUUUGUCCUCGAGAUAGCUUGGCACUUUUGUGCCAGUGGAUACAGUCUAAAUUGCAGGAGUAUAUGUUUAAUAGACCAUACAGCAGAAAAUUGGAGGCCGAAGCUGACAAAAUUGGACUACUGCUUGCUGCAAAGGCUUGUGCAGACAUAAGAGCCAGUUCAGUGUUUUGGCAGCAAAUGGAGUUCGUUGAUAGCCUGCAUGGCCAACCCAAGAUGCCAGAAUGGUUAUCUACACACCCUUCUCAUGGCAAUCGAGUUGAGUACUUGGAUAGACUUAUACCUCAGGCUCUCAAAAUUAGAGAGAUGUGUAAUUGUCCACCACUGUCUAAUCCAGACCCUCGAUUACUAUUCAAACUCAGCACGAAGCAUUUUCUUGAAGAAUCAGAGAAAGAAGACCUAAAUAUCACGAAGAAACAGAAAAUGGAUACUCUUCCUAUUCAAAAACAGGAGCAAAUACCAUUAACAUACAUAGUUGAGAAAAGAACGGGCAGUUGAAUUAAAAUUUAUGAGACACAAGAUAUAUGAAGAAUGUUGCAGUCCUUAUCAUUUUAUGUUACUUUUUAAAAAAUGAUGUUUGAAGUGAAAAAAAAAAGGAUAUUCAGGGUCAAAUCAUGUACAUUACAGAUAUUAUCUAAAUUCUUCUAGAAUUUAUUUUUCAUGAAAUAUUGAUGUAUUUUAAUCUAUGUUAAAAUAUCUUCAAUGAGGAAAAUGUCACAGAAUAAAUUUAUAUUACACAUUUUA
Homo sapiens (human) is the source of this 1861-nucleotide messenger RNA. It is a transcript of the gene OMA1, whose product is annotated as OMA1 zinc metallopeptidase. The transcript has 9 exons. Bases 41 to 1615 code for a protein of 524 amino acids. Gene Ontology annotation, biological process: diet induced thermogenesis; proteolysis; mitochondrial protein processing. Gene Ontology annotation, molecular function: metalloendopeptidase activity. The record is from RefSeq and is marked validated. Gene Ontology annotation, cellular component: mitochondrial inner membrane; mitochondrion. NCBI's taxonomy places the organism in Eukaryota, Metazoa, Chordata, Mammalia, Primates, Hominidae.